AUGCCCAUGUCGAACGAGGAAGAAGGGAUUUCUCCCGUGUUUAUUCGCGAGAUAUCGAUUUUGCGCGAAUUGCAGCACCCAAACAUCGUGAAGUGCGUUUUCCGCUUGUUCCUUAAUUCUAGACUGCGUAGCGUGGUUAUGGGUGCCACCGAAAUCAAACUCUACUUCGAGUAUCUCGAUUACGACUUGAAGACCUAUUCCAACCAAUUCAGCGGCGGAAUCCCCAUGGAGACCAUCAAAUCGAUCGUCUUCCAGAUUUUACUCGGCCUUCGCUACCUCCAUGUCAACCGCAUCAUCCACCGCGACAUCAAACCCCAAAACAUUUUAAUCAGUUCCCCGCGGAACGUCAAAAUCGCCGACUUCGGCCUCGCCCGCUCCUUCGCCUUCCCCCUCCGCCAUUACACCCGCGACGUGGUCACGUGGUGGUACCGCGCCCCCGAAAUUUUCCUGGGCUGCACGAACUAUUCCCCCGCGAUUGACGUCUGGUCGCUCGGCUGCGUCUUCGCGCAGCUCGUCAACCGGUUUCCCCUUUUCCCCGAGGACAGCGAGAUCGGGACGCUCUUCGCCAUCUUCAAGUGCGCGCGGUUCGAUCGAAUUCGACGUAGAAUGCUCGGAACCCCCGAUGAAACGGUCUGGCCGGGCGUUUCGGCGCUCCCCGACUUCAGUCCGCUGUUCCCGAAGUUCCCCGUGCGCGGGAUUCAGAAGCAGGUGCCCGCGCUGGAUCGGGAGGGCGCGGAUUUGCUGGCGAAGAUGUUGACACUGUAUCCGCCAGACCGAAUUACGGCCGCAGAGGCGAUUAAUCACCCGUGGAGUAUCAGUCGUAUUUAUUCUUCACUGUUUGUUUGA
This is a messenger RNA of Blastocystis hominis, 846 nucleotides long. RefSeq lists its product as hypothetical. Gene Ontology annotation, cellular component: nucleus. Gene Ontology annotation, molecular function: ATP binding; cyclin-dependent protein serine/threonine kinase activity. NCBI's taxonomy places the organism in Eukaryota, Bigyra, Opalinata, Blastocystidae. The coding region runs from base 1 to 846 and encodes 281 amino acids. Gene Ontology annotation, biological process: protein phosphorylation. The transcript has 4 exons. The record is from RefSeq and is a predicted model, not a curated record.